UAAGCGCAUUUAUGUGGAUUUUUUUCUUUUAUUUUACCAUCCAAAUAUUAGAGUACAGGAAGGUUGCCCCUGAUCCCACUACCACUGUUCUUCUAUAUGAUAAAGAAAAGCGCUCCAGUUUCUACCUAACAGACAAACCUGCAAGAACGUUACAAAAUAAAGCUCCUAUUAUAAAGAAAAUUUUGGCAAAAAACAAAGAAUUGUUACCGGUAAUAAUCAUGCAUUUGGUAAAAUCGCAAGGUGCAGAUUUUGGUAUUGAAAUGCUCAAAGAAGAUAAUAGUGAAAUUGAAGAAGACAAUGGGGAAAUUAUUGAACUUGGUGACAUUUUGUGGUUUAACAACGUUCAAAUGAAGAAUGACGAUGAAGGAAUUAGUACACCGACGUUUAUUGAAUAUUCUGGAGAAAUGAAGAGUCUUGGUAGCGUUGCGGAAUAGAAUAAGAAAAGGAAUGUAACUCUGAACUUCCUAUCAACUGAUAUGAUGAUUAAUGACUGUGUAUGUUCGAAGACAAAUAAAUACAAGUGAAAGUGUUUUGGUGAUCGCAACCUACAAUGUUUUUUUUCCAUUGGCUAAACUCUACAAGAUAUUGAUGAUCUCACCAGACAAAAUACAAAAACAAAAAACCACAUAUU
Hyposmocoma kahamanoa is the source of this 631-nucleotide messenger RNA. RefSeq lists its product as uncharacterized. The record is from RefSeq and is a predicted model, not a curated record. NCBI's taxonomy places the organism in Eukaryota, Metazoa, Arthropoda, Insecta, Lepidoptera, Cosmopterigidae. Bases 12 to 434 code for a protein of 140 amino acids. The transcript is spliced from 2 exons.